Aethina tumida (small hive beetle) is the source of this 1232-nucleotide messenger RNA. Its product is annotated as transient receptor potential cation channel protein painless-like. Bases 37 to 1224 code for a protein of 395 amino acids. Gene Ontology annotation, biological process: transmembrane transport; monoatomic ion transport. The transcript is spliced from 2 exons. The record is from RefSeq and is a predicted model, not a curated record. Lineage: Eukaryota; Metazoa; Arthropoda; Insecta; Coleoptera; Nitidulidae. Gene Ontology annotation, molecular function: monoatomic ion channel activity. Gene Ontology annotation, cellular component: membrane.
CCAAAUUCCACUUAUUCUACUACUCCUGUUAUAGAUAUGACAGAAAAGGAGUAUCUAGAUUACCUGGACGAUACUAUUACAUAUGAUGAAAACGGUGGAACGGUGGUCAUAAACACAAAAGAUUUAAAAUUUAAACAAGCUUAUGAAAAAAUUUUAAAUCUCUCAAAAAAUUUGGCCACGAAACGAGUUAUGAACCAUCCAGUUAUAACAGUUUUAUUAAUAUGGAAUUGGCAUCGAGAGUGUUGGAGGUUGUAUCUCUCCUAUCUUUUAAUUUAUUUAACUUACUUUAUCUUAAUUGUUUCUUUUAUUUUUCAAAAUCAUGAAAUCAGUACUAAUUUACUAGUUUAUUUUAUCAUAACAUUAACUAUACUUUUUAUGUCAAUUGAAUUAUUGCAAAUGUGGUGUUAUAAAUGGUCAUAUCUUGUUGAAAUAGAAAAUUAUUUACAAAUAUUACUAUUAAUUUACACCGUACUGACAAUUUGGAAAAAAAAAUUUACUGAUUGUAAUUGCGACAUAUAUGUAGAUGCGUUUCCGUUUGGAUAUAACCUGGCAUUUUUGUUCAUUGUACUCUUUUUCAUAUUAGGAGAACUUCCAGCAUUUGCAGUGUCUGUAAAUUUAUAUAAAACGGUCCUGUGGAACUUUAUAAAGCAUAUGUCAAUUUAUUCACUACUGUUACUUUCAUUCGCCAGCGCAUUUUUUACUCAAAAUUUAAGAGGUAGUAUUUCCGAUUAUAAUCCUCGAAAUAUCUCUUCAUCAGUUUUUACAACAUAUAUUAUGUUUUUUGGAGAGUUUAACUCAGAUGACAUCGACUUUGAAAAUUUGCCGUAUCAUUACAUGGUGGUAUUUCUAUUGUUUCUAUUAUGUGUGCCCUUAGUGUUAAGCAAUUUGCUAAUUGGUUUAGCAAUAAGUGAUAUGGAAAAAUUAAAAAUGGAUGCACAAUAUUUCGAAAAUGUGGAAAGAGUUAAAGCUAUUAAAAUUGUACGCCUGCUAGAUAAUAAACAAUUCGUUAUUAAAGUUAUUGUUAAAUUUCUUAAGUUAAUUAAAAUAUAUAUUCCAAGAAAAGAACUCCCUGAAAACAUUAAAAUAAAAGCCACGUUUCAACAUCCAAAAUAUAUUUAUACUAUAGAACACAAGAUUACUUAUAUUGAUUAUACCAUAUGGAAAAUGCUUAUAAAAAGAAGUAGAAUAACAAGAGAUAAACAGAUUAAAACCCGCAUUGCCUGAGAUAUGGU